This is a messenger RNA of Pieris rapae (cabbage white), 3057 nucleotides long. RefSeq names its product WD repeat-containing protein 47. The record is from RefSeq and is a predicted model, not a curated record. Lineage: Eukaryota; Metazoa; Arthropoda; Insecta; Lepidoptera; Pieridae. The transcript is spliced from 10 exons. Gene Ontology annotation, molecular function: protein binding. The coding region runs from base 186 to 2846 and encodes 886 amino acids.
UUGAAUAAGUGUUUCAUAGUGGUUUUUUUACCAUUACGAGGUUUAUUUGUGAUAAAAUGAAGAAAAUGCUGAUAAUUUUCUAAUUGAACUAUAUAUGUUUGUGGCGAAUAAUAUAAAUUGGUCUUUUGGUGAAUGAAUAUAAACGAAAUUUGCAUCAGCCAUCAGCUCCAUACAAUAAUAUCAGAAUGCCGUCAACACAUCUCAACCUAAGAGAGGAUGAUGUAGUUCGCUUGGCUUUGGAAUUUCUUCAUAAUAGAGACUUACAUAUUACACAAUUAUCCCUUGAAAGAGAAACUGGUGUUAUUAAUGGCAACUAUGCAGAUGAUGUACUGUUUCUACGACAACUUAUUUUAGAUGGGCAAUGGGAUGAUGUGCUCGAAUUUAUACAGCCUCUCAGUACUUUAAAAGCAUUUGAACUAGAUAAAUUCAAUUACGCCAUUCUACGCCACAAAUACAUAGAGCUCCUUUGUAUAAGAUCUGAAAUUAAAGCUUACAACAAUGUAGAAAAUAUUGUAGAUGAAGUAGUGAAAGUUUUAAGUGAUUUAGAAAAAAUUGCUCCUUCCAAAGAAGAGUACUCGAAUUUGUGUCUUUUGUUAACUCUACCCAGUAUUACAGAUCAUGCACAAUUCAAAAAGUGGAAUCCAAGCAAUGCUAGAGUUCAAUGCUUCAGGGAAGUUUAUCCACUCGUUGAAAAUUUCCUACCUUGUGAUAAAAAGUCAAGUGGCAUAGUAGCAAAAUCUGCCAAGAAUGAUAGAUUAAUGCAGUUGCUAAUAAAAGGUAUUCUAUAUGAGUCAUGCGUAAACUAUUGUCAAGCUAAAGCUACGGGUUCAAAGGAAGCUCAGUCUAAUGAUGUUCAAUUUUCGCGACUUUUAGAUGGUUCAGGUUUUGAUGAAUCAGAUCUCAGCCUGUUAUCUUGGCUUCAAUCAAUACCAGCUGAGACAUUUAGUGUCCCUUUUGAACAAAGGAUGUUGGAUGUUGAUGUUGAAAAGUUGGAGCGCCCAUCUUUGCACACAUCCUGGACUGAACACAUGCUAGUUACCCCAAUCAAACCUCGCACUUUUCCUCAUUUAGCAAUGCCAUUCAGGCGACCUAGGUCUGCUGCUGAUGCAAUGACAAGAUCUUUGAGACCAUUGCCAGAUGGUGCUCCACGACACCCUGCUCUGAUGGCUUUGUCUGCUAUAGACUAUGGCCCAUCUUCAUCAUAUUUUGCUGGUUUUCAUCUGACAGGUAUAAAAGGAAACAAAUUAAUGAACACAUCAGUGGAUCGGCUGUUUGAUAACAAAAAUAAUGAAAGUGUUUACAAUGGCCUCAAUGAGUCAUUGAAACCAAUUGAUGAACAAUUGAAGCCAAUUGGAGAGUCAAAAACUAACGAAAGUAGCAUUGGUGCAUCGACAGCUACAACGCCUGAGCAUAGAGGACAUGAUUAUUCUGUAUCUACAUCUAUUUCAACAACUACCGCACCACCAGAGCGUUUGACCCAAACUGAACGAAUGCAACAAACCCAAAUUGCUGCACCUGUUGAUGGAGAUUUUAGACGAGAACUGUUGAAAGAGUAUCAAAUACAAAAGCAACGAGAAUGUGAUGAUUAUCUCCGUAAUCUGUGCUCUUCAGAGAUUAGACAUCAGAACCCUGUGGAAGAAAAUGAAUCUGCCUCAGCACUUCCUGUAACUGUUAAAUUCAGUCCAAAACCAGUGCCUGAUGCAAAACAAAAAAUUAAUGAUCAAGUACAUAUGAGGCAAAAUGAGAUGACCGAUACAAUGGAUGCGCAAGAUCCUUUGAACGCGCAGAACAGAAAUGGCGGCCUUCAGUCUGCUCCAUUAUCCGCACCAAACGCCGUGUCUGAAACUAAUGGAUCGAGACCCAUGUUCAAGCCUGUCACGGUGUUGGAGGAUCUUCAGGCGGUGAGGUGUGCCGAGUUCCAUCCAAACGGAAAACUCUACGCGGUCGGAUCUAAUACGAAAACCCUGAGGAUAUGCACAUACCCGAAGAUUGAUGAUGUCAAGGAUACUAGCACUCCGUCAGCGCCGCAGGUCUUAUUAAAGAGAACGAAACAUCAUAAGGGCAGCAUCUACUGCUUAGCUUGGAGCCCAGCUGGGGAUCUACUUGCGACAGGAUCAAACGACAAAACAGUAAAGUUGAUGAGAUUUAACAGCAAUAACUGCAAUCUGGAAGGACAAGAAGUUGAACUAACGAUGCACGAUGGCACAGUUCGUGAUGUCUGCUUCAUAGAAGAUACCUCGAACAAAACCAGUCUUCUUGUUAGCGGUGGUGCCGGCGAUUGUAAGAUCUAUGUCACCGACUGUGCUACAGGAAAACCAUUCCAGGCACUGAGUGGUCAUUCGGGACAUGUACUCUCUCUGUAUAACUGGGGUGGUGCGAUGUUCGUAUCAGGCAGUCAGGAUAAAACUGUCAGAUUCUGGGAUCUACGUACUGGUGGCUGCGUCAAUGUAAUAUCACCACCGAUGGGACACCCUGGCAAAGGUUCUGCUGUAGCAUCCCUAGCAGUGGAUCCGAGUGGCAGACUCCUAGUGUGUGGUCACGAUGAUGGGUCGUGCGCGUUGCACGACGUACGUGGCUCGCGUUCCCUACAACGUUUCACGCCUCACUCGAGUGAUGUCAGAAGUGUACGCUUUUCACCUGGCGCGUAUUAUCUCCUCACUGCGGGAUAUGAUGGCCGAGUUGUGCUUACGGACUUACAGGGUGACCUUACCUGCGCACUGUCGAGCGUCCCCAUAGCCCGCCAUCCUGAUAAGGUGAUAUCAGCAAGAUGGCACCCAGAUGACUUCUCAUUCCUCUCGACGUCUGCCGAUAAGACUGCAGUACUAUGGACUAUACCACCCAUAUAAACCUCGGUAAAGAAACGGCCAAUUUCUAUAAUGAAAAUUUUAUAAAUGCCGGCACGUAACGUGGGAAGAUGGCGAAAGAACUUCGCCUAGUACCACAUCUUUACAACUUAUUCACCGGGAACUAUAUCGUUGUAGGACAAAUUUUAAAUUGUAACAUAUGCUAUUGACGUUUUAUUAACGAAGAAGGUGUUAAAAAUUAAUAUAAUAAAAU